AUGUUGAGGGUCAGACGCAGGCCGCUCUGGGGGUCACAGAAAAAGUACAAGUACCUGGACGGAACUUGCUAUGACGAGAACCUCAGCAGCAACAUCAGAACCAUAGCCACGUGCAGGAAGUGGUGUCUCGAGAAGAUGUUUUGGAACCAGUGCAAUUGCACGCGUGGCCAGAGCCCCUCCUACAGGUUCAUGAAGGAGUGGCGAAGGAGGCCGGCGAGACGCUGCUCCUACUUCGACAUCGACGAUAAGCUGUGCAUAGAUUUCGUCAACUUCGAAUUCCUGAGCCGAGUCGAUUCGUGUGAUUGCGUGUCUCCUUGCGAAGAAACCGUAUACGAUGUGCAGACAACCUACACGAACCCAAACCUCAAGUUCUUUACUGUAGCGCAGAACUUGAAGAACUUGUACACGGGUUCCGACCUCUGCUCAGACGGGGAUAAUAACACGGCUCGUCUGCACAUAUAUCUGAACAGCUUAGAUCACGAGGUAGUUGAGGAACUUGCAUCGUACACGUGGGAAACUCUGCUCUGCAACGUGGGAGGGAACUUCGGACUCUUCAUCGGGAUCUCCGUCGUGUCCGUGGCUGAACUGCUGGAGGUCCUCCUCGACCUCCUUGUGGCGUAUAUAAGACGGCGGGGGACCUGAGGGGCGUCUCUUGGGGGGCAGGAAGACGA
Penaeus vannamei (Pacific white shrimp) is the source of this 671-nucleotide messenger RNA. Lineage: Eukaryota; Metazoa; Arthropoda; Malacostraca; Decapoda; Penaeidae. The record is from RefSeq and is a predicted model, not a curated record.